UAAGAAGACAUUUAAAAGGAAUACGUUUAACCUUGCAGAUUUAUCGUACCCUCCCCACAACUCCAACUUACAGCCAUGAAGACUGGUCUAUUUCUUGUUGGCUUAUUGGCUGUUGCUUUGGCUGAAGUAAUUCAGCUAAGCCCUCAGCAAGAAGAAGAGGCUCGAUUGGCUCUGCGAAAUCCAGACUUGUACGAUGGUGACAUGGCUGGUAUCAAUGGACCUUUGGACGCUGAACGAAACGCUAUUGUUGGAGAUGCAUACAGAUGGCCAAAUGCAGUUGUCCCUUACGUCGUUGAUGAUUCUUUAAGUCAAAUAGAUGCUCAAGAACCCAUAAACAAGGCCAUUGCUGAUUAUCACGCAAAUACCUGUGUCCGAUUCGUAAAAAGGACAAACGAAAAUAAUUACAUUAAACUCUUUUAUGGAAAAGGGUGCUAUUCAAAUGUGGGAAAGAUCAAUGGUGAGCAGGAAGUAUCCCUAGGUGCAGGUUGUUGGUAUACAGGAACAGUAGUGCACGAGCUGGGACACGCUCUUGGAUUCUACCACGAGCAAAGCAGAUCAGACAGAGAUGAUUAUUUGGUCAUCUACCUUGAAAACGUUACUCAGGGCCAGGAAUUCAACUUCAUGAAGCUUCCUUCGAAUCAAAACAUCUUAUAUAAUGACUUCGACCACAAUUCCGUUAUGAUAUACGGAAACAAAUCUUUCUCCAAGAAUGGAGAGGACACCAUAGUGGCCAAAAAUGGACAGACAUUGACUGACCCGUUUAAUAAGCCAGGAUUGGCCCAGAGUGAUAUCGAAAGAGUCAACAAAAUGUACAAUUGUUAAGCAUCAUUACAGAGUCUAAAUAUUUUGCUAAUAAUAAAAAAAUAAUAAGAAAUAUA
This is a messenger RNA of Parasteatoda tepidariorum (common house spider), 878 nucleotides long. RefSeq names its product astacin-like metalloprotease toxin 5. Gene Ontology annotation, biological process: proteolysis. Gene Ontology annotation, molecular function: zinc ion binding; metalloendopeptidase activity. The record is from RefSeq and is a predicted model, not a curated record. Lineage: Eukaryota; Metazoa; Arthropoda; Arachnida; Araneae; Theridiidae.